UGUCACAAAGGGGGGGCGGCGGACACGUGGGUGCAGGCUGCCCCUGGGGCGGUCGGUCGCAGUGAGCUGGGGUCGCCGGAGAACCGCCCACCAUCUCCGCCGGCCCGCUCCUCUGCCCCGGCCUCCCCACCCGUCCAGCCGUGGCAGAAACCAGCUGCCAGGUGGACUCCCCGCUCCGUGAGACCGCCUCCCUCCAGUCUCUCCACCUCGUUCGGACCUCUACAAGACCAUGUCCAUCCUCUACGUCUCCCCUCAUCCAGAUGCGUUCCCCAGCCUCCGAGCCCUCAUAGCGGCUCGCUAUGGGGAGGCUGGAGAGGGCCCGGGCUGGGGAGGACCCCACCCUCGCAUCUGUCUCCAGCCACCCCCUACCAGCCGGACUCCCUAUCCCCCACCUCGCCUGCCUGCCCUGGAGCAGGGACCCGGUGGCCUCUGGGUGUGGGGAGCCACAGCUGUGGCUCAGCUCCUGUGGCCAGCAGGCCUAGGAGGCCCUGGAGGUAGCCGGGCAGCUGUCCUUGUCCAACAGUGGGUCAGUUAUGCAGAUACGGAGCUCAUACCAGCUGCUUGUGGGGCAACACUACCAGCUCUGGGACUCCGAGGCCCUGCUCAGGACCCCCAGGCUGCAUUGGGGGCCCUGGGUAAGGCCCUGAGCCCCUUGGAGGAGUGGCUUCGACUGCACACCUACCUGGCUGGAGAUGCCCCCACUCUGGCUGACCUAGCUGCUGUGACAGCCUUGCUGCUACCUUUCCGAUACGUCCUGGACCCCUCUGCCCGCCGGAUCUGGGGUAAUGUGACUCGCUGGUUUAUCACUUGUGUCCGGCAGCCAGAGUUCCGAGCCGUGCUGGGAGAAGUGGUUCUAUACUCAGGGUCCAAGUCUCUCUCUCAACAGCCAGGUCCUGAGGUCCCUGCACCCCCAAAGACAGCUGCUCAACUCAAAAAAGAGGCAAAGAAACGGGAGAAGCUAGAGAAAUUCCAACAAAAGCAGAAGAACCAACAGCAGCAGCCACCCCCUGGAGAGCAGAAGAAACCAAAACAAGAGAAGAAGGAGAAACGGGAGCUUGGAGUCAUUACCUAUGACCUCCCAACCCCACCUGGGGAAAAGAAAGAUGUCAGUGGCACCAUGCCGGACUCCUACAGCCCUCAGUAUGUGGAGGCUGCCUGGUACCCUUGGUGGGAGCAGCAGGGCUUCUUCAAGCCGGAAUACGGGCGUCCUAAUGUGUCAGCACCAAAUCCCCGAGGGGUCUUCAUGAUGUGCAUCCCACCCCCCAACGUGACAGGCUCCCUGCACCUGGGUCAUGCGCUCACCAACGCCAUCCAGGACUCCCUGACUCGAUGGCACCGCAUGCGUGGGGAGACCACCCUGUGGAACCCAGGCUGUGACCAUGCAGGCAUUGCCACCCAAGUAGUGGUGGAGAAGAAACUAUGGCGAGAGCGGGGGCUGAACCGGCACCAACUGGGCAGAGAGGCCUUUCUUCAGGAGGUCUGGAAGUGGAAGGAGGAGAAGGGCGACCGGAUUUACCACCAGCUAAAGAAGCUUGGCAGCUCCUUGGACUGGGAUCGAGCCUGUUUCACCAUGGACCCAAAAUUGUCAACAGCUGUGACUGAAGCCUUUGUCCGGCUUCAUGAAGAAGGUGUCAUCUACCGCAGUACCCGCCUGGUUAAUUGGUCCUGCACACUCAACUCCGCCAUCUCUGACAUUGAGGUCGAUAAAAAAGAGCUGACGGGCCGAACCCUACUCUCAGUACCUGGUUACAAGGAGAAAGUGGAGUUUGGGGUCCUUGUGUCCUUUGCCUAUAAGGUGGAAGGUUCAGACCACAACGAGGAGGUGGUGGUGGCAACAACUCGGAUUGAGACCAUGCUGGGAGACGUGGCUGUGGCUGUGCACCCCAAUGAUCCCAGGUAUAAGCAUCUGAAGGGGAAGAGCUUGAUCCACCCGUUCCUGUCUCGGAGCCUCCCCAUUGUUUUCGAUGAGUUUGUGGACAUGGAGUUUGGCACAGGUGCUGUGAAGAUCACCCCUGCACAUGACCAGAAUGACUAUGAGGUCGGGCAGCGGCAUGGGCUGGAAGCCAUCAGCAUCAUGGACUCCCGUGGGGCCCUCGUAAACGUGCCCCCACCUUUCCUGAACAUGCCCAGGUUUGAGGCCAGGAAGGCAGUGCUGGCAGCCCUGAAAGAGCAGGGACUGUUUCGUGGCGUUGAGGACAACCCCAUGGUGGUGCCGCUUUGCAACCGUUCCAAGGAUGUGGUGGAGCCUCUGCUAAGGCCGCAGUGGUACGUGCGUUGUGGGGAGAUGGCCCAGGCUGCCAGCGCUGCUGUGACCCGGGGCGACCUCCGUAUCCUGCCUGAGGCCCAUCAACGGACAUGGCAUUCCUGGAUGGACAACAUCCGGGACUGGUGCAUCUCCCGGCAGCUGUGGUGGGGCCAUCGCAUUCCAGCCUACUUUGUUACUGUUGAUGAUCCCACAGUGCCCCCUGGGGAGGACCCUGAUGGGCGAUACUGGGUGAGUGGACGCAGUGAGGCAGAGGCGCGGGAGAAGGCAGCCAAAGAGUUUGGAGUAUCCCCCGACAAGAUCAGCCUCCAGCAAGAUGAGGAUGUAUUGGACACCUGGUUCUCUUCUGGCCUCUUCCCCUUCUCCAUCUUGGGCUGGCCCAAUCAGUCCGAAGACCUCAGUGUGUUCUACCCAGGGACACUGCUGGAAACAGGUCAUGAUAUCCUCUUCUUCUGGGUGGCCCGGAUGGUCAUGCUCGGCCUAAAGCUCACUGGCAGGCUGCCUUUCAGAGAGGUCUACCUGCAUGCUAUCGUGCGUGAUGCUCACGGCAGGAAGAUGAGCAAGUCUCUAGGCAACGUCAUCGACCCCCUGGACGUCAUCCAUGGAGUCUCCUUGCAGGGCCUUCACGACCAAUUACUGAAUAGCAACCUGGAUCCCAGUGAGGUGGAGAAAGCUAGAGAAGGGCAGAAAGCCGACUUCCCGGUAGGGAUUCCUGAGUGUGGCACUGAUGCCCUCCGCUUUGGACUCUGUGCCUAUACAUCUCAGGGGCGGGACAUCAACCUGGAUGUGAACCGGAUUCUGGGUUACCGCCACUUCUGCAACAAGCUCUGGAACGCCACCAAGUUUGCCCUCCGUGGCCUUGGGAAGGGUUUUGUGCCCUCACCCACCUCCAAGCCUGGAGGCCACGAGAGCCUGGUGGACCGCUGGAUCCGCAGCCGGCUGACCGAGGCUGUGCGGCUUAGCAAUGAAGGUUUCCAGGCCUAUGAUUUCCCAGCCAUCACCACUGCUCAGUACAGUUUUUGGCUCUAUGAGCUAUGCGACGUGUACUUGGAGUGCAUAAAGCCAGUACUGAAUGGAGCAGACCAGGCUGCAGCUGAGAGCGCCCGCCAGACCCUCUACACCUGUCUGGACGUUGGCCUGCGGCUGCUCUCACCCUUCAUGCCCUUUGUGACGGAGGAGCUGUUCCAGAGGCUUCCCCGACGGACACCACAAGCUCCCGCUAGCCUUUGCAUUACCCCUUAUCCAGAGCCUGCAGAGUGCUCCUGGAAGGACACUGAAGCAGAAGCCUCCCUUGAACUCGCGCUAAGCAUCACUCGAGCUGUGCGCUCCCUACGUGCCGACUACAACCUGACCCGGAUCCGGCCCGACUGUUUCCUGGAAGUGGCUGAUGAGGCCACAGGUGCUGUGGCCUCCGCGGUGUCUGGAUAUGUGCAGGCGCUGGCCAGCGCGGGUGUGGUGGCUGUCCUGGCCUUGGGGGCCCCUGCACCCCAGGGCUGCGCCGUGGCUCUGGCCUCUGACCGCUGCUCCAUCCACCUGCAGCUGCAGGGACUAGUGGAUCCAGCCCGGGAACUGAGCAAACUGCAGGCCAAACGAAGUGAGGCGCAGAGGCAGGCCCAGCGUCUGCGGGAGCGCCGCACCGCCUCCGGCUACUCUGUCAAGGUUCCCCUCGAAGUCCAGGAGGCAGAUGACGCCAAGCUACAACAGACAGAGGCAGAGCUCAGGAAGGUGGAUGAGGCCAUUGCCCUAUUCCAGAAGAUGCUGUGACACACCCUGCUCCAACCCUCAGGCCCCAGUGGUCCACCAUUGGGAGGGCAGCAAUAAAAUAUUUUGCCACAAAUUCA
This is a messenger RNA of Dipodomys spectabilis (banner-tailed kangaroo rat), 4104 nucleotides long. RefSeq names its product valyl-tRNA synthetase 1 (gene Vars1). Bases 230 to 4027 code for a protein of 1265 amino acids. Gene Ontology annotation, biological process: valyl-tRNA aminoacylation. Gene Ontology annotation, cellular component: cytosol. Gene Ontology annotation, molecular function: ATP binding; valine-tRNA ligase activity; aminoacyl-tRNA deacylase activity. The record is from RefSeq and is a predicted model, not a curated record. The transcript has 30 exons. NCBI's taxonomy places the organism in Eukaryota, Metazoa, Chordata, Mammalia, Rodentia, Heteromyidae.